GCUAGGGGACAGCCGCUACAUCUUCAAUUUAGGGGAAAAAACAAACCGUUUUUAGCGUAACUUCUGGCGUUGCACAGCUGCAGCUGGACGUAUUUUGAUAUUUUAUGGCAGCUAAAGCAGCGGAGACAACGCCUGCUGUGUGCUAGGAUAGAUAAUGUAGUUUAGUCUUUCGUUCAUCAGGUGUGACAGGCGAAGCAGAGUCUCUGGGAAGACCACCGGCUGCGACUUCUUUGAUUCGUCCCUGAAAUCAAGAACUUCACACUGGCCGCCGAAAUGGAUGAACAAAGUGUUGAGAGCAUUGCCGAGGUGUUUCGCUGCUUCAUCUGCAUGGAGAAACUGAGGGAUGCUCGUCUCUGCCCACACUGCUCCAAACUCUGCUGCUUCAGCUGCAUAAGACGGUGGCUGACGGAGCAGAGAGCCCAGUGUCCACACUGUCGGGCUCCGCUCCAGUUGAGGGAGCUGGUCAACUGUCGCUGGGCAGAAGAGGUCACCCAGCAGCUGGACACCCUGCAGCUCUGCAACCUCACCAAGCAUGAGGACAACGACAAGGACAGAUGUGAGAACCACCACGAGAAGCUGAGUGUUUUCUGUUGGACCUGUAAGAAAUGCAUCUGUCACCAGUGUGCUCUGUGGGGAGGCAUGCACGGCGGACACACCUUCAAGCCUCUGGUGGAGAUCUACGAGCAGCACGUGACCAAGGUGAAGGAGGAGGUCGCCAAGCUCCGCCGGCGCCUCAUGGAGCUCAUCAGUCUGGUGCAGGAAGUGGAGAGGAACGUGGAGGCUGUCAGGGGAGCCAAAGAUGAGAGGGUCAGAGAGAUCCGAAAUGCUGUGGAGAUGAUGAUCGCUCGUCUGGACAACCAGCUCAAGAAUAAACUCAUCACCCUCAUGGGCCAGAAGACAUCUUUGACCCAGGAGACGGAGCUGCUGGAGUCUCUCCUGCAGGAGGUGGAGCAUCAGCUUCACUCUUGCAGUAAGAGUGAACUGAUCUCCAAGAGCCCAGAGAUCCUGCUCAUGUUCCAGCAGGUCCAUCGGAAACCCAUGCAGUCCUUCGUCACCACGCCGGUCCCUCCAGACUUCACCAGUGAGCUGGUUCCUGCCUAUGACUCCAGCACUUUUGUUCUGGUCAACUUCAGCACCCUGAGGCAGCGGGCCGACCCAGUCUACAGCCCUCCUCUACAGAUAUCUGGGCUCUGCUGGAGACUCAAAGUCUACCCAGACGGUAACGGUGUGGUCCGUGGAAACUACCUGUCUGUGUUCUUGGAACUGUCUGCUGGACUCCCUGAAACCUCAAAGUAUGAGUACCGUGUGGAGAUGGUCCAUCAGGCCUCCAGUGACCCAACCAAGAACAUCAUUCGGGAGUUUGCCUCUGACUUCGAGGUUGGUGAAUGCUGGGGCUACAACCGCUUCUUCAGACUGGACCUUCUGGCCAGCGAGGGCUACCUGAACAUGCAGACGGACACACUGGUCCUCCGCUACCAGGUUCGCUCACCCACCUUCUUCCAGAAGUGCAGAGAUCAGUACUGGUACAUCAGCCAGCUGGAGUCGGCCCAGAGCGGCUACAUCCAGCAGAUCAACAACCUCAAAGAGAGGUUGGCCAUCGAGCUGUUUCGCCGUCAGACGUCGCGCAGCUCCUCGCCCCCUGAGAUGAGGCUCGCCGCAGGCCCCACAGCCUCUGAAAGAGACCCUCGCUCGGUGAAGAGCGAUGACGACAUCCAGACCACUUUGACCAACGCUAAAAAAGGCGAAGAAGAAGAGAGGACGCAGCACGAUGACUCAAAUGAGCUGUCGGACGGUGACUUGGAGGUGGACUGUCUGACCGAAGAGGAGGUGAACCCGCUGGAUGGCAGCAGCACCUCUGGGAGCUCCACGGCCACCAGCAACACCGAGGAGAACGACAUAGAUGAGGAGACCAUGUCAGGAGAGAAUGAUGUAGACUUCAUUGGGAACCUGGAGGCUGAAGAAGGAGAGCUUCCUGAUGACUUGGCGGGAGCAACAGGUGGAUCCAGCUCCAUUUCCUUGUGUGCCUUACAUCGCAGCGCUGCUGCCCCUCGCAGUGGCAGUAGUAGUGGAGCUGCGUCCGGUGGUGCUGUUGGUCAAGGCAGCAACAGUCUCCUGGACAUCGACCCGGUCAUUCUGAUCCAGCUGCUGGAUCUGAAGGAGCGUAACAGCGUGGAGUCUCUGUGGGGCCUCCAGCCUCGGCCUCCCGUAUCUCUGCUGCACAGCCAAGCUCAUCCUCACUCCAGGAAAGAACGAGAGCGGCGGCCUCAGGUGGUGCGACGAUCGGCUCCAGACUCGGGGGUCCUGAUCCGCCUCAAGGCUCAGAUGGCAGAGGUCCGCAGCAAGAUGUCUGACGUCAAGAGUCAAGUGCUGGAGGCUCGGGGGACUGGAGAGACCAGGCCUGGCCUAUCGGGGGGCUUCAGCGUGGAGGAAGCCCCCUCUCAUCAUGCUGAUCCAGAGUUGUCAGCUUGUCGUAAGCCCAGUGAGCUGGAGCUGCUGGGGAGGGCAGCUGCAGCUCGGUCCAGGCCCUGCCGCCCCGCCAGGAAAUCUCUGUCUCCUGUCCUGGACAGCAGCACCAGCAGCAGCAGCUCUCUGGUGGUGAAGAGGAGGAGUCCAGAGGGGAUAGAGAAGGACCUGAGGGGGGGCGAUGUGGCCACAGAGCUCAGCCUGCAUCUUAAAGACGGGCUGGGAGGUGCAGACGGUGGGCUGAAGGCUGACACCGCCCAGGGCCCCCUUGUGUCUCUCGGCGGCUCCUCCUCAGAGCAGCAGGCUUCAACCUCCAAGCAGCAGUAUUCGGUGGAGCAGCAGCUGUACGGGGCCUCGGGGUCUAGGGACGACAUCUUCUCCUUGGGGGGGCCGAGCUACGUGACUGCCAGCAAGAACUGUGGCAGUAGGACCCUGGGGGCAGCCAUGUUGCAGUGUGAACCUGAAAGCUCAGGGAACUCCCAUCAUUCCCUGCUGGAGGGGCCGUCUGCACAGCCACAGUCAAAUGAAGAUCAGUCGCCGUCUGUCCUGGUGGCCGCAACGAGCAGCGACAGUGACUCUGAGGACGAGGCCCUGCAGAGCAACAACUCUCGCUACGACAACCAGACUCCUCCCUGCACAGGAGAGCAGCUUCUGUCUGAUGACAUGAGUCUGCCUGCUGACAGGUGAUUCCCUCUGAAACACACUGCUUUAUCCUCAGCGGCCACACGGCGAAGCAAUAGCGGCCCGGAGACGGCCCGCAGGCUUAAUGUUGCACCCACCUGUAGAGUAGAACCUGCUUGUUAUGCAUGAAGACGACUCAACGACUCCCAGACCUUUCCUUUGGUGUCCUGAAUCUUUUCAGAAAUGACAGAAACCAUAACGACGGCCAGUAUUUCAGCUGGCCAACAGUUCAGGUGACCACAUAAUAGCAAUGUCAUUAAUAUUGUGUGAAUACAGUGGAACUGAACCAACAUUUCAAUCUUUUCACCUUCUUUUAACCUUUUGAUUUUCACCGUAUUUCUUGCAUUAUCUUUCUAAUGCAACGUUCUGUCGGUUCUUUCAUGGACCGUUCAGUAAAUACUUCAGAGGAAAACAUGCAAGUGUGCAUGUUUGUGCAAUGAUUGAAUCUCCGCUGGUUUUAUUUUGCAAACCCUAACCCUUACAUUUGACCUGAGCUACAGGGCAUUUAGUCACUUUAAUUCACUUUAAUCUGCGCACAUCUGCACACCCUCUCAGUGUAUAAAUGCUUUUGUAAAUCAAGUCCACGGCAUAUUUGCAGGAGUCUGGGCAGAAACAGCCUGUCGAUAGGAGCUCAGUGUUUUUAUAACGGCUUGCUGUUGAUGUUGCGUUCAGUCUGUCUGGGCUUUAGUCUCCACACCUACUCGUCUUCAUCCAGCCAUGUCCCUGCCACCACCCAGCGUCGCCGCCAAAAAGACGAUUCACUCCUCAAAUGCUCAGUUUAAAGGAAUACGCCACCGUUUGUUGAAAUAGUUCUUAUCACGGUCUCCCCUGGCUGUAGAUAGGUGGGCCAACGCAUUUUUUGUCUCAGUGC
Molecule: messenger RNA, 4015 nt
Organism: Perca fluviatilis (European perch)
Lineage: Eukaryota; Metazoa; Chordata; Actinopteri; Perciformes; Percidae
Gene: trim37
Product: tripartite motif containing 37
Exons: 25
Coding region: 274-3150 (958 amino acids)
Biological process (GO): negative regulation of centriole replication; protein autoubiquitination
Cellular component (GO): peroxisome; aggresome
Molecular function (GO): zinc ion binding; ubiquitin protein ligase binding; tumor necrosis factor receptor binding
Source: RefSeq, a predicted model, not a curated record